GUUCUUUUUUGAGAUAGUUCAAUAGUUUCUUUGUGUGAGAGUGAAAUUAAUUUAUUUAUUUAAUUUUAAAGUGUAUGUUAUGAUUAAAUUUGUUUAAUUUUGUUCUACAUGACCGGAUAAAAGAUAUUUAUUACAAUGGAUGAUUCCUCGCCAGAUUUCCAUUUCACCACGAUCGAUUAUUGUGUUUUUGGCCUGGCCCUGUUCGUUUCGGCCCUGACAGGGUUGUAUUACGGAUGUAGGAAAUCAGGGGAUGAAUCUGAUGAAAACAAUCAGCAAAACAGCAAUAAAAGAACAGAAGAGUUUCUGAAUGGAAACUCCAAUUUUAGGCCUCUGCCAGUGGCUGCCUCUCUCGUCGCCAGUUAUGUGUCUGGUGUAACGAUUUUGGGUACGCCUUCGGAGAUAUUUCGAUACGGAACCCAAUAUUGGAUAAUAGUGGUGCCAAUCGCUCUGAUGAGUCUAGUGGUGGCCAAUGUUUUUCUUCCGAUGUUCUGCAAGUUGCAAGUUCAGAGUUCCUAUGAGUAUUUAGAAAUGAGAUUUAAUCCGUUUGUGAGGACGAUAGCAUCCGUCAUGUUUGUCAUAGACGAGCUCUUGUUUCUACCAAUUGUUAUAUAUGUGCCAGCUUUAGCUUUUAAUCAAGUCACCGGUGUCGACGUCCAUGUGAUUGCUACCAUAGUUUGUGUCGUUUGCAUUUUCUAUACAGUUAUGGGUGGUUUGAAGGCGGUCGUGUGGUCAGACACAUGGCAAACACUAAUAAUGUUCGUUUCGGUUCUUUUCGUUUGCAUUUUGGGAUCAAUUCAUCUGGGAGGAUUUUCUGAAGUCUUCGCCAAAGCCGAUAAAGGCGACAGGUUACAAAUAUUCAAUUUUGAUCCUAGUCCUUAUGAGCGUCAUACGUUUUGGUCAGUAAUCAUUGGAGGAUUUUUCUACUGGACAUCUUUUAAUUCAGUCAAUCAGACUAUGGUUCAGAGAUAUAUGUCUUUACCCACCUUAAGACACUCUAAAAUAUCGGUGUACCUGUUUGCUUUCGGCAUAGCGAUCCUUAUUUCCCUGUGCUGCUACACUGGUCUUCUAGUAUUUGCAGAAUUGGGUUCUUGUGACCCUUUGGGUUCUGGUCUGGUGAAGGCUGACGAUCAGAUGUUGCCUGUUUACGUGAUGCAGGUCACCAAAAACAUUCCUGGAGCAGCUGGUCUGUUCGUAGCUGGAGUUUUUGGUGCAGCUUUGAGUUCGCUAUCGGUGAUCUUGCAUUGCACCUCCGGAGUGUUGCUUCGUGAUCUGUCGAGGGGAUGUUGUGGCCUACUGGCUCGCAAUGUGGCAUCGACUUCUACGAAUUCAUUGAGUGCCUCUCGUAGAAAACACAACGACAUGCUCGGAGUGACCGCCUUGAGGGCGUGCGCCUGUUUCUUGGGAGCGGCGGCGGUUGCCAGUGUCUAUCUGGUGGAGCAUCUUGGAGGAGUACUCAGUUUGGCCAGUACCCUGAGUUCUAUAGCAGCCGGAACCACUUUUGGUCUUUUUGCCCUGGGCGCUCUGGUGCCCUGGUCGAACCCUUGUGGUGCCAUCACAGGGUCAGUGGCAGGAGCCCUGAUGAGUGCCUGGGUUGCUUUCGGGUCAAGGGCUAAAUUGGCCGAAGGGCUUGUCAAGGAAAAGUGGCUGAGGACUUCUUUGGAUGGUUGUGACGGGUUGCUUGGUAACGGCACUGCAGAGUGGUUGAAAUUGACCAGCAAUAUGGACCAGCUACAAAUAGAUGAAUCCGAUGUGUUCUUUUUAUACCGGUUAUCGUACCAUUGGGUAAGUCCCAUAGGUAUUUUGACGGUUUUAAUUGUUGGUCUAAUCGUCAGUCUGAUUACUGGAAAGCAAGACGUUGGACGGAUGGACCCAGAACUUAUAUCUCCAGUAUUACACAGAUUUUUGCCAGAAUCUUGCAAACAGUUUGCAGGAAGAACAAGAAAAU
Molecule: messenger RNA, 1945 nt
Organism: Ctenocephalides felis (cat flea)
Lineage: Eukaryota; Metazoa; Arthropoda; Insecta; Siphonaptera; Pulicidae
Gene: SLC5A11
Product: sodium-coupled monocarboxylate transporter 1
Biological process (GO): transmembrane transport; sodium ion transport
Cellular component (GO): membrane
Molecular function (GO): symporter activity
Source: RefSeq, a predicted model, not a curated record